Molecule: messenger RNA, 1199 nt
Organism: Anopheles maculipalpis
Lineage: Eukaryota; Metazoa; Arthropoda; Insecta; Diptera; Culicidae
Product: outer dynein arm-docking complex subunit 4
Exons: 5
Coding region: 7-1185 (392 amino acids)
Cellular component (GO): cytoplasm
Molecular function (GO): protein binding
Source: RefSeq, a predicted model, not a curated record
GCAAGAAUGAGCAAUGCAAAAACGGCCCUUGGAAUAUUGGGUGGAGAAGAUGAGUUGUUGCAAAGUUUUGUGCGCGUUGGUCUGAAAACGGACAACGACGAUGACCAGCAGCAAUCGAAUGUAACGUUCUCGUCUGGUGCUGGUGGUGGUGGCGGCGGCAGUGGUGCUGGUACUGGAGGAAGUGGGACCAAUGGGCCACAAACGACCACCAUACAACAUCAGGCCAGCCAGGGCAAGCUGGAUACCCAUCUGAUACGUCAGUUUUCCGACCAUUGUUCCGAUAUGAGUGACAAAAAUGCACCCAGAAAGUAUCGAGAUUUGUUCAACGAGCCAGUUGACGUGAAGAAACGGCGAUACUUUGAUGAAGUGUACACCGAUAAAGAUCGUGCCGCUGCCGUUAGUAUAGGAAACUUUGAUAUCAAGCAAAACCUCAUCAACAAACGUCGCCAGGAACGUAACGAAGCGUUACAGACCGAGGAAGCCGAACCGGGUGCCAUCUUGGCGUUGGGGAUGCGUGAGAUCAAGAACGGAAAUUUGGACAAUGCUGUUCUGUUCAUUUCUAAGGCUUUGGAAAUGAACAACAACGAUCAGAACGCGCUAGUUGCUAGAAGCCGAUGUUUCUUGCAGCUUGGCGAACCAGGCAAAGCUUUGCAGGAUGCAGAAACGGCUCUCGUAAUUGACAAGAACAACAUCCGGGCGAUCUACCAGAAGGCGGAAGCUCUCUACUACCUUGGACAGUUCGAACACAGCCUGAUGUUUUUUCACCGUGGUUUGCGUUUGCGUCCGGAGCUGGCUAGUUUUCGACUUGGUGUUCAAAAAACACAGGAAGCGAUUGAGAAUACGAUCGGCAACAACACCAAGAACCAGCCGGCAAAGAAACCAGUCAAGGUGGACAAACCGAAAACGGCCCGACGCAAUCAACUGUCGCGCGAAGAGCUGGAAAAGCGUGCCUCCCGUCGGCUGUUGGGUGAUCUAUACAUUGACAAGGAAUAUUUGGAAAAUCUGAUCAAACAUCCGGAUCUGCGCAAAGCGGACACAAACACGGAAGGUGUCUCGGAGUUCGCUAAGGAUGCGAUCAACUUCCUAAACAAUAGGCAGGAGUUCUGGCGCCAGCAGAAGCCUUGCACGAGCUUGAAUGCGAAGAAAAUUAGUGGCGCAAAUGGUAUGCUUCCGCGUUGGUUGUAAAAGGGGGUGGAAAC